UUGUAACUCUAACACAGUAACACUAUUCUAUAACUUUAAAGGGAAAAAAACAUGGCUCAAUUGCAGAAGUUGGAGGUGCAAGUGGAGCUCAAUUGUUGUGCAGACAAGCUCUUUGGAAUGCUAAUGGCAAAACAGCCAGACAUCCACAACCUCUCCAGCCAGGUUCACACUUGUAAGGUCCUACAGGAUAAUUGCAUCACUGUUGGUAGCUCAAGGAAAUGGGACUUCGUCAUGGAUGGGAAGUCACAAUUCUUGAUAGAGAGAAUUGAGGAAAUUGAUGAGAAGAACAGGAAGGUGAAUCGCAAAGUGAUUGAAGGGGAGUUAAUGAAGCAUUACAAAACUCUGUACAACACAAUUGAGAUCAUUGAAACGGGGGAUGCAACUUGUAAGGUUGUAUUUUCUCUUGAAUAUGAAAAGAUCAAUGAAGAUGCACCUGAACCUCACAACGUUCUUCAAUUUUCAGCUGGUUUCUUCAAGGAAAUUGCGUGUCACUUCACCAACUAAUGUGCGUUCUAAGUAUGAAUUAACCACUAAAGAUGUGUACUACCUUCAUCCGGAUUUACUCGUCACAUUAUUAGUUUACUAUUUAUGUGAGUAUUACUACUUACGGAUGAUAUAUAUAUGGUAGUAAAUAUCACGUAGGGGGUCUAAGCACACUUUGUAAAACCCCAUAUAAAUAAAUGGUUUCUUUAUGUACUACUGCCACCGUUUUAUAAUGAUAUUUACGUUUUCUGUUUUGGUA
Messenger RNA from Spinacia oleracea (spinach), 742 nucleotides. Its product is annotated as MLP-like protein 34. The record is from RefSeq and is a predicted model, not a curated record. NCBI's taxonomy places the organism in Eukaryota, Viridiplantae, Streptophyta, Magnoliopsida, Caryophyllales, Amaranthaceae. The coding region runs from base 52 to 504 and encodes 150 amino acids. Gene Ontology annotation, biological process: defense response. The transcript is spliced from 2 exons.